This is a messenger RNA of Gregarina niphandrodes, 1077 nucleotides long. RefSeq names its product GNAT family acetyltransferase. The coding region runs from base 1 to 1077 and encodes 358 amino acids. Gene Ontology annotation, cellular component: Golgi membrane. The transcript has a single exon. Gene Ontology annotation, molecular function: histone acetyltransferase activity; protein-N-terminal amino-acid acetyltransferase activity. Gene Ontology annotation, biological process: N-terminal peptidyl-methionine acetylation. NCBI's taxonomy places the organism in Eukaryota, Apicomplexa, Conoidasida, Eugregarinorida, Gregarinidae. The record is from RefSeq and is a predicted model, not a curated record.
AUGGUGUUUUCACAAAAGAAUGGCUCGUCGGCCCUACCUCCCAAUAAUAGGGUAGCAUUAAACAGUCGGUUACGAUAUAACUUGGAUCGAGAUGCUGCAUAUAGGUCGUGCUUUCUUAUUGAUUCGACGAAUGGGGAGAUAAUCGGGCCAGAGUUUUACUCGAGGCCUGUAGGUCCUUCUGAUAGGAUGGUGUUAGAAAGCUUGCAUGGAGAAUGGUUUCCUAUAACCUAUCCUCAUGAAUAUUACGAUAAUCUUCAGAAUGGAAAGUUUGAGACUGUUGCAGUUUGUUAUAGAACAUGUAAUGAGAGUCAAGUAAAUAGUAUCUAUCAAUAUCUAAGCCAUUUUUGGAGACCGCAAGCACCUCAAGACUUUAUAGCAGGACUUGGGGUCCUAUCAUAUAACACAAUUAUACUCGAAGAAGACAUCGUUCGCUUACUCACAUACAAGACAUCCCAGUUUGUCGAUGAGGAUAUAAGGGCCAUAUCAUCAGAGCUCGAGAAGUUUGUAGGAAUGCGGUAUGAGGCUUUGCACUCGCGGCAGAAGCUGGAUUUGAAAAGUAAUAUUGGAUAUAUUGUCACAUUAGGAGUAACUGAGGAAUUCCGAGGUAAAGGCAUUGCCAAGUAUAUUCUUAAUCAUAUAAAACAACAAGCUAUUAGAAGUCGAAAAGCUGUAAACCUCCCCCCCCCCUCCCCUUGUUGUGAUCAUCCUUUCAUCCUCCCGAUCCUGCAGAUGUUGUAUCUACAUGUGGUUGACUACAAUAAGGCGGCCAUCGACAUGUAUAUAAAACAUGGCUUCAGCCUCGCCUAUUCCCUCCCCGUAAGGAACACCUCCCACCCCACCCCCACCCCCACUAUGUUCAUUACUCCACCCAAAGACUUUGUUUUACUUCCCAUUUGCUUACUCCCGAUUUGGAUGCAGAACUACUACCAGAUCUACGAUGAGCCUUAUCCCGCUUUUCUGGCGGUGUGGGAGAGCACUCAAGGCAGUUCUGCGUAUAGGGAGUUCAUAUAUAAGAGCGCUGAGGCAUUCACGGCUCAACGGCGAGCCCAUUUCCGGUUACUUAAUGAGAAAGCCUGA